AAUAAGAACAACUAAAUAUCUGAUGGUAGAACAGGCAUUAGUAUUGUGGAUUGAUCAGGCUAAUAAUAAUAAUUAUAUACUUACUGGACAUAUAGUUCUUACCAAGGCUACUUAUUUUGCACAACAUUUUGAAAUUCAGAAUUUUAUAGGUUUACCUGGCUGGUUUAAUCGAUUUAAAAAACAAUAUAAUAUUCAAAAGUAUAUUCAUUAUGGAGAAGCAAACUUAACAUCUUUAGAAGAUCUUACUCAACAAUGUCAUAAUCUUCAAAAUCUUUUAUCAACAUGA
Molecule: messenger RNA, 286 nt
Organism: Acaulospora morrowiae
Lineage: Eukaryota; Fungi; Glomeromycota; Glomeromycetes; Diversisporales; Acaulosporaceae
Source: the annotation of a GenBank genome assembly